Salvia miltiorrhiza (redroot sage) is the source of this 1008-nucleotide messenger RNA. Its product is annotated as glutathione S-transferase T3-like. NCBI's taxonomy places the organism in Eukaryota, Viridiplantae, Streptophyta, Magnoliopsida, Lamiales, Lamiaceae. The record is from RefSeq and is a predicted model, not a curated record. The coding region runs from base 1 to 1008 and encodes 335 amino acids. The transcript has a single exon.
AUGGAUCCUAGAAAUUUUUUUGAGAAUCCUCAAAAUUUCUCAAACUCCCAAGAUUAUUAUCCUAAUCUUGAUAAUAUUGAUAGCCAAGUUUUUGGAUCUGGUUCAAACCCUCAAUUUCCAUAUGAUCUCACUCAUGAAAAUUCCACUCAAGAAAAUGUCCACCCCACAAACACAAACACCUCCAGCGGUCCGCAAGGUUGGAAUGAUCAAGAAGAUUUGGCUCUCAUGUAUGCUUGGUGUACUUGUAGCUCAGAUUCAAUUGUUGGCACUAAUCAAAAUAAGGCCAAUUUGUGGAAACGCAUUCGGGCAAUGUAUGAAGAAUCUCGACUUGACAACUCGCGAUUAAUGGGAGAGAAAAGAUCCAUAGAGUCAUUGAGAAAUCGUUACAAGAGGUUGAAUGCGAAUGUAACCAAGUGGGUGGGUGCAUAUGUAGAAGCAUAUGCCAGAAAAAGUAGCGGCAUGUCUGAUGCAGAUGUUGAGAAGGAAGCGCAAAUUUUUUAUGGAACAACUAAGUUUACGCACCAUGAGAUUUUUGAAAAAGUCAUGCGUCAUCAUCCGAAUUGGGAGCUGAAGUUAGGCAGUGAGCGUACGCGUGCCCGUGCAAUUGAUGAUGAAGAUGAUGUUGAAGAAGAUCGUGGCAGUUCAAAAAAAUCAAGAACCACUGAGGAAGAUGAGAAUCCAAACAACUCAACCUCUGAAACUCCUGUAAGUGAAACUUCAACAAUCUGUCGUCCUGCUGGUAGAGAUAAAGCAAAAGCAAAAAGAAAAGGAAAAGCAAAAAUGUCACAACAAUCGAUUAUUUCUGAGGAUUUUACUGCAGAACUUCAAGCGCUGAGGAUCGUACGUGAGAAGGAAACUGAUGCAAUUAACAGAAUGGGAGAAAUUAGGAUGCAAUCCACUUUGAUGAUGUCAAAAUGGAAUGUGCUUAACACAUUGCUGGGUAAAAGCAACUUAUCUCCUCAAGAAGAGUCUAUGAAAAAUCGACUGAUGGCAGAAUUAUUUCCAUAA